CACGAUGCCCAACUUGAUUAUUACGGAAAGAGAUUGGCGACUUGUUCUUCCGAUCGAACUGUGAAAAUUUUCGAAAUUGAAGGAGAAAACCGGCGCGAACUUGCAACUUUAAAAGGACAUGAGGGACCAGUAUGGCAAGUUGCUUGGGCUCAUCCAAAAUUUGGAAAUAUAUUGGCAUCUUGUUCAUAUGAUAAUAAAGUCUUUAUUUGGAAAGAACAAAGUGGAUCUUGGAAAAGGAUUAAAGAACAUACAAUACACACAGCUUCUGUAAAUUCAAUAUCAUGGGCACCUCAUGAAUUAGGGCCAAUUCUAGCUUGUGCUUCUUCGGAUGGAAAAAUUUCGGUUCUCACAUUUAAAGAUGAUGGUAAUUGGGAUGCACAGAUUUUUGAUGCUCAUAACAUUGGUGCAAAUUCCGUCAGUUGGGCUCCAGCAACGAUACCCGGAGCAUUAGUUCAAAUUACUGGUGGUGCACCAAACGUAAAUGUAUCAAAGAGAUUUGCCUCGGGAGGUUGUGAUAACAAUAUUAAAAUCUGGAGUUACAGGGAGGACGUUAAUGAAUGGAAAGAAGACGAGACUUUGGAAGGUCAUACAGACUGGGUACGUGAUGUUGCAUGGGCUCCAAAUGUAGGACUACCAAAAAGUUAUUUGGCCAGUUGUUCUCAGGAUAAGACAGUAUUCAUUUGGACUCAAGAUACUCCAAAUUCUACAUGGAAUAAAACUCCUCUUCGUAACGAAAGAUUUCUUGAUGUAGUAUGGAGAGUUAGUUGGUCUUUAUCAGGAAAUAUUUUAGCAGUUGCAUGUGGAGAUAACAAAGUUACAUUGUACAAAGAAAAUAUAAAAGGUGAAUGGGAAUUGUUAAGCGAAUUGGUGGACCAAUAA
Messenger RNA from Diversispora eburnea, 879 nucleotides. Lineage: Eukaryota; Fungi; Glomeromycota; Glomeromycetes; Diversisporales; Diversisporaceae. The record is from the annotation of a GenBank genome assembly.